CUUAGAUUUUAAAAUGACUAGAAUUUGGGUUUUGAAGGCUAAGAUCGGGCGAAGUGGUCUUGGGCUGGAUCAGUUCUUGGCCCGCUCUCGCUGUGACGUGGCAUGCGCGGAUUGGGUAAGAAUUUUGAUAUCGAAAAUAUUUUUUCAUUUGGGGCAAAAUCGUUUCAACACUAGGGUUCUGUUUCUCUCCAGCCUCUCUCGCGGCGAUUGUUGCCGUCGUCGAUAGUUGGCCGAUUUCGCACCGAUUUCCGGUAAAAUCGGAGCCUAAUCGAUCUUUGCUUCGUUCUCUGCUAUCCCUUCUCGUUAUUCCUUUUAUUUUCCUCUUCUUUUUGCUGAUACACCAUCUCUAGGGCGACAAAGAUCUCCGACGAUCUCGAGGCCACAUCCGACUUCUCCGAUUGAUUUCGCCUCACCCAUCUGGUGUUUCAUCGUUUCCUCUUUCUCCCAAAGCCGUAGGUGAGGUAGCUCUGAAGUUUAAAUCGGAGUAGCAACACCAACAACCAUUUCCUGCCAACUAUAAGGUUCAAGAAGACAUGGGACUUGAUUCUAUGGCUCUGAAGAGGAGGCUGAUAGCUGUUACUUUGGAGGCCCAUUCACCAGUUUGUGGACCUUUGGUAAUGUAACUUUUGGAUUGUGAGUCACAUGACUUUGUUCCUUUUGGUAUCAAUCGAGUAUGUAAGCUAACUUUUGCAAAUUGUAAUCGAAAAUGUAAUGUCAACAGAGUCACAUGUCAGGUUUGGAUUGUAGGCGAGAGUCACAUGUGUUUGGAUAGUAGUAUUAAAGCGAGAGUCACAUGUGUUCGGCUUGUAUUAUUAAAGCAAGAGUAACAAAAUUUCUUAACAUAUAUAUGUGAUUCCUACCUUCGUUUCUCUCAUCAAAAUCAAACAUCCCAUAACUCUCAUAAACACUACAAAAAUCCCUUUCUCUCCUGUCUUGGAAAAACACUUCUCUUCUCUCCUUCUCUACAAUUUUCAACCAUAUAAACCAUUUCAACCAUUCCGUUUUUAUGGCAUCGUCUUCCAACAAUUUUGACUUUCAUAAUUCAUCUAGUAGUGAUGAUGAUUUUUUUGACCAAUAUAUCGACGCACAAAUUGAUAAUCUAUGUGAUGGGAUCGAAGAGGUUAUUCCGACCGAAAGGAAGAAGCGUACUUAUAUAGAAAGAAAUCGGGAAGAAGGGCACGAACAGUUGUGUAAGGAUUACUUCAAUGAUAAUCCGACUUUCACGGAGAACCUAUUUCGCAGAAGGUUUCGCAUGAACAAGCCAUUGUUCCUGCGUAUUGUGAAUCGUCUCGCAGCAGAAGUGUCAUAUUUUCAACCAAAAAAAGAUGCCACUUUCCGGAAUGGUAUAUCACCGCUACAACAAUGUACUGCAGCAAUUCGACAAUUAGCAUAUGGGGUUGCGGCCGACUCGGUUGACGAAUAUGUACGUAUUGGUGAAACGACGGCACGUAAAUGUUUGGAACAUUUCGUCGUUGCAAUAGUUGAUUUGUUUGGCACUGAAUACCUACGUCGACCCACAACAGAGGAUCUUGAAAGGCUACUCUUUUAUGGAGAAAAGCGGGGUUUUCCUGGGAUGGUUGGAAGCAUCGACUGCAUGCAUUGGAAGUGGAAGAAUUGCCCAACCGCUUGGAAAGGAAUGUAUUCACGAGGGACCGAGAAACCAACAAUUGUCUUGGAGGCGGUAGCUUCACAAGAUCUCUGGAUAUGGCACGCCUUUUUUGGAGCGCCAGGUACAAGUAACGAUUUAAAUGUUCUUGCUCAAUCCCCAGUAUUUAAUGACAUUAUUUACGGUCGAGCUCCCCAAAUGAACUACUAUGUCAACGGAAGGGAGUAUAAUUUGUCUUACUAUCUGACGGAUGGAAUUUACCCCGAAUGGGCGACAUUUGUGAAAUCCAUCCAACGACCACAACACCCGAAACAUCGUUUGUUUGCAGAACAUCAAGAAGGUGCACGAAAAGAUGUUAAGCGUGCAUUUGGAGUCCUGCAAUCUAGAUUCGCCAUGAUUAAAAAUCCAUGUCGGUUUUUGUCGAAAGGUAAAAUAGCAUAUAUUAUGAGAGCAUGUCUCAUACUCCAUAAUAUGAUUGUCGAAAAUGAACGAUAUUCAUACACUCUAUAUGACAAAGAAGAAUUCGAACAAGACGAGAUUCAUACGUUUUCAGUCGAAAUGCCUACAAAUCUCGAGGGUCUAGGUGAUGGUCACACAAGAAUUCGUGAUAGACAAGCACAUCACCAAUUAAAAGAGGAUUUGAUUGAGAAUAUAUGGACUACAUUUGGUAAUGAAUAAUUUUUUUAAACUUUGUAUUA
Molecule: messenger RNA, 2304 nt
Organism: Arabidopsis lyrata subsp. lyrata
Lineage: Eukaryota; Viridiplantae; Streptophyta; Magnoliopsida; Brassicales; Brassicaceae
Product: putative nuclease HARBI1
Exons: 3
Coding region: 1007-2284 (425 amino acids)
Source: RefSeq, a predicted model, not a curated record